Molecule: messenger RNA, 714 nt
Organism: Protopolystoma xenopodis
Lineage: Eukaryota; Metazoa; Platyhelminthes; Monogenea; Polystomatidea; Polystomatidae
Source: the annotation of a GenBank genome assembly
AUGACUCGUCACCUUUACCAGCUUUAUCAAUGUCAUCAUUGCCUUCUGCUUCGGCGUCGUCUUCAUCAUCUUCGUCUUCCUCUUCCUCUCCCUAUCCCACUCGUCAACACGAGGGAGCGGCCCAUUAUGGAUGAAGGUAGACUUCGUCCUCAAAUUCUUCUUCUUCUUCCUCUUCUUCUCAUUCUCCUUUUUUUUCUGCUCUUUCUUCUUCUUCAUCUGCUACUUCCUCAUAUCCUUCAUUCGGUCUUUGUCCUCAAAUUCUUCAUCUUCAUCUUCAUCUUCAUCUUCUUCUUCUUCUACUUCCUCUUCUUCUCGAUCUCCUUCUUUUUCUACUUCUUCUGCUCUUUCUUCUUCUUCAUCUGCUACUUCCUCAUAUCCUUCAUUCAGACUUCGUCCUCGAAUUCUUCUUCUACUUCCUCUUCUUCUCAUUCUCCUGCUUUUUCUGCUCUUUCUUCUUCUUCUUCUUCUGCUACUGCUUCAUAUCCUUCAUUCAGACUUCGUCCUCGAAUUCUUCUUCUACUUCGUCUUCUUCUCGAUCUCCUUCUUUUUCUGCUUCUUCUGCUCUUACUUCCUCUUCAUCUGCUACUUCCUCAUAUCCUUCAUUCAAACUUCGUCCUCGAAUUCUUCUUCUACUUCCUCUUCUUCUCAUUCUCCUGCUUUUUCUGCUCUUUCUUCUUCAUCUUCUUCUUUUUCGUCGUCGUCUUCUUAUUAUAA